AAUCCAACCAACGUAAUCAGAAGCAGAUGCAAAUUAAACACCUCCUCCUCGCACAGUUAACCCCUUUCUCCUCCUCCUCCUCCUCCUCCUUCCCCAACCACUCGCAACCAAAGGCGCACCAAACCGGAGCCAAUCCGAGCGCUCCGGCGGCGGAGGCGGCGGCGGCCGGACCUACUCGCUGCCGUGGGUGGGGGCUGGGAGGGAGCGGGCUGGUGGCUCGUCCCGUCCGCGAUGGACUGGGCGGCGGCGGGGUACACGGCGGCGGCGCUGGUGUGCGCCGCGGCGGCCACCGUCAUCGCGCUCGUGCACAUCUACCGCCACCUCCUCCACUACGCGGAGCCCAUCUACCAGCGAUUCAUCGUCCGCCUCAUCUUCAUGGUCCCGGUCUAUGCCGUGAUGUCGUUCCUUUCCCUUAUCUUACCAGAUAAUUCAAUAUAUUUUAAUUCUAUUCGAGAGAUUUAUGAUGCUUGGGUCAUCUACAAUUUCUUUUCACUUUGCUUGGCAUGGGUUGGAGGUCCUGGUGCUGUGGUGGUAAGUUUGAAUGGGCGAACCCUGAAGCCAUCGUGGUUUCUGAUGACUUGCUGUUUUCCAGCUAUUCCUCUAGAUGGGCGUUUUAUUCGGAGAUGCAAACAAGGCUGUUUGCAGUUUGUGAUUCUUAAGCCUAUUUUGGUGGUUAUUACCUUCAUACUUUAUGCGAAAGGAAAAUACGCAGAUGGAAACUUUAGUGUCAAGCAAUCCUAUCUAUACAUUACUAUCAUAUAUACAGUCUCAUACUCAAUGGCACUAUAUGCUCUUGCGGUGUUCUAUGCGGCAUGCAGAGAUCUGCUUCGGCCAUAUAAUCCUGUCCCAAAAUUCAUCAUGAUCAAAUCAGUAGUGUUUCUCACAUAUUGGCAGGGUGUCCUGGUUUUCCUUGCUGCAAAAUCUCGGUUUAUCAAAAAUGCUGAAAAAGCUGCUGAUCUCCAGAACUUCGUAUUGUGUGUUGAAAUGCUCAUAGCAGCUAUUGGCCACCUAUUUGCAUUUCCUUACAACGAGUAUGCUGGUCCCAAUGGUCGACCUUCUGGUGAUUUCAAGGGAAGCCUUCUGCAUGCUCUGAAGUUCAAUGAUUUCUACCAUGAUACUGUUCAUCAGUUUGCACCUACCUAUAACGAAUAUGUGCUGUACAAUCACAAUGAGGGAGACAGCACUCAAAGGAAGUAUCCUUCAGUGAGUACCGUGCCAUCCGGGCGGGAUGUAGAAUUGUCUGGCAUCUCUGUGAUGCCUGCGAACAGUGCGGUGACAUCAAGCGUAUCGUCAAACCAGGCAGAUCAGGAAGAAACAAUGAGCACCCCAAUCAAGGACAGAGUUGAUAAUGUAGGGCUUUACGACCUGACAGACUUGCUUGAUGUGGAUUUGUCUAACUACCCAGCCAAGGUUCCUGCAAUCUCUGAUGUAAGAAAACAAUGACAUUGUGAUGGCCUUUGGCGGGUGGCAAUCGGGGAAAUCGUGUUUUCCGUUUGAUCAUAGAUAACGCUGUAAAAAUGUGUGUAUUACUUCCCAUUGAAGGGAGCUAUUCAUGUCAGCACCUGUCUUACGGCCUCUCUGACUCGCUCUUUUCGCUAACUGUAAAAUGUUGUGAGCUUAAAGUGAAUUGAAAGUGAGUAAUACCAUAUCUGCAUUUACUGAUGGCAA
Messenger RNA from Oryza sativa Japonica Group (Japanese rice), 1668 nucleotides. Lineage: Eukaryota; Viridiplantae; Streptophyta; Magnoliopsida; Poales; Poaceae. The record is from RefSeq and is a predicted model, not a curated record.